GGGGCUUGGAGGCAUUGAUUGAGGGCAAUGAGCAAUGGCUCAGCCUGUGCUUCGGCCUUGCCCUCUCCUCAGCUUCGGCGGCUACCAGAGUGCCACAACUCUAUCCUUUGGGCUUACCUAUGAACGGGUAUAAAUCACCGCCGAUUCCACCACCAGUACCGGUGUACUUAUACAAGUCUCCACCCGCUCCACCACCGGUAUACGAAUACAAAUCGCCACAUCCUCCGGCGCAUAAGCAUACACUGCCACCGCCUCAUCGUCAUGGAUGCGUUUACAUGACACCUCCUCCCCACCUAUAAUAAGUAUGGAUAUCCUCAACCUCCGUGAAAUCAUCAUCAUCAUCAUCAUAAGCCACAAGUACAUGUCAGCUACAAGUUUUCAAUUCGUAUCGAAAUCAGCAGAAGCUGAUACCGUUCUGCUGAUACCGAUACAGAGUCUACAGACCAAUGUUGGAGAAUCAGAGAUUCAGAGCUGAAGCAGCCAUGGCGAUUGCAGUUCGAACUCUCGGCGGCAGCUCUGCCACAAUCUCACUGGUGAGCUCCAUAACCUCUGUUCUUCAAUCCCUGAAACAUCAGAAUCCCCGCUGCUCAAACCUCAAUCCUUCUCCUCUAUUACAAUUUUCACAACACCUAAACGCUAAUUUGGUAAUCGAAGUAAUCAAAGCCCAAGACGAACCUCAUACUGCUCUGCUGUUCUUCCAGUGGGCCUCCGACCCUAAACCUAACCCUAACAACUACUUCCACACUCAACGCUGUUACUCCGCCAUGGUCGAUCUUUUACUCUCCCAUAGCAUGUACUCUACGGCCUUAUCGAUUCUUCAGUCGUCCAACAAUCUCCGCGAUUUCAUGGUCGGGAAAUUCAUCAAAUCGUAUGGAGACCGCGGUGAUAUCAGAGGUGCAAUCCACUGGUUUGAUCGCGCUAAGACCAUUGAAUCUGGUCGCUGUUUGUUUUCGUACAAUGCAAUUUUGGGAGUCUUGGUGAGAGCGAAUCGCAUGAAUUUAGCCCAAGCUAUCUUCGAUCAGAUUCUGAAAGAGCGUUUGGUGAGACCAGAUGUCUCUACUUAUACGACGAUGAUUAGGGGUUACUGCAAAUUGGGUAUGAUCGAGGACGCAAAGAAAGUGUUUGAUGAAAUGCUCUGCAAACCGAAUUUGAUUACUUAUAAUACGAUUAUCGCGGGGCUCUGUAGGAAAGGGCUUGUGGAGAACGCACAAGAGAUUGUUGAUCAUAUGAUUGCUAAAAAGGAUAGUUCUUGUUUGCCCGACACCGUGACUUUCACGACUUUGAUCGAUGGCUACUGCAAAAAAGGUGAAUUGGAGUUGGCAGAAAAAUGUCUGGAUGAGAUGUCAAAUUGGAACUGCGAGCCGAAUGUCUUGACCUACAAUUCAUUGAUCAAUGGUUUAUGUUUGAUGGGAAAGGUUGAUGAGGCAAAGAGGCAGAUGACUAAAAUGAGAUUAAAUGGAUUGAAGAGUGAUGUUGUUACCCACACAAGUCUAUUGAAAGGACUGUGCAUAGUGGGGAGAUCAGAUGAUGCUGCAGAACAUCUCAAGGAGAUGAUCGAUCUUGGGCUGAAACUUGAUGUGAAGUCGUAUGGAGUGGUUGUCAAUGAGUACUGCAAACACGGGCGAACAGCUGAAGCAAUUGCCCUACUGGAUGAAAUGAAAUUGAGGGGCAUCAAUCCGAGUGUUUGGAGCUUCAAUGAACUUUUCAGGGCCCUCACCAAUGCCGGGGAGUACGAUAGAGCAAUUCUGGUUUUGAAGCAAAUGCCUCAAAUGGGUUGCUCCCCAAACUUCUUAUCUUAUAGCACCGUGAUCUGUAGCCUUUGUGGAGUCAAAGGUAGGAUGAGAGAUGUUGAAGACCUUGUUGUUGACAUGGUUCGUAGAGGUCAUGGCCUUGACUCCUCUAUGUACAGUGAAAUAGUUAAGGGGCACUGUGAGGAUGGUGAUCUAGAGAUGGCUUUGGGCAUGUUCUCUGAGAUGGUGGAGAAGGGAUUCAUUAUCAAUCUUCAGAGCUUUUCAGUGUUUGUGAAGGAGUUGUGUGGGAAAGGUAGGAUAUCUGAUGCCCAGUAUGUGUUCAAGGAAAUGAUCAGGAGAUGCAAAAUACUUGACAUAGCUAGUUACAGAAGUAAACUAAAUGAGUAUGGUUGUAAGCUACCGGCAGCAAUUAAUGGAGGCUAGUUGACUCUGGUUGCCUUUGGUAUAAGCCUCUUUGGAGCGGUCUUGAGGAGUUUUCCAUCCUCCACAGAGUAAGCAUGUUUGGCAAAAAAUCUGUUCUUCCAUGUGAUUCUUGGAUUGUGAGGAUCAAAAGAAGUGCUCUUCAAAAUAAUCAGGAUAGAUAUUUUCUUUCAGCCACAAAUCUAAGGUCAUAUAAGAUAGAACAGCAAAUAUGAUCCUCCAGGAGUCCAGGUUGCUGUAAGUUGACAUUUGGAGGGGCAGCUUGAUGUACACAACUGAAGUGCUGGAGCCAUAGGAAAAUUCAUGUCGAGAUGGUAAAGCUUGUUCAAUUCUGGGGCCUAGUCUGAUCAAUUUCUGUUUCAUAUAGAAGUGGGUAGCAUCUUGAUGUGGUAGCAAACUCAUCUAACUUGGAGCCUUAUUUGAUCAUUCUGAGUGGGGUGUGAUACUGAAUUAUCCUUGGAGAUGAUAAUUUAGAGUUCUGGGAGGUUAUCAGAUGGCAUAUCAACUGGAUUCCCUAUUGUCAAUGCUGGUGAAUCAGUGAAAUUGGUUUGCGUAGGUUAUCAGAGUAAACAUGAGAUCUAAGAGUUCAUUCAAAUUGGUUAACGUAGGUUGUCAGAAUUCACAGGAGAUCGAAGUUACUCGAGAACCAUAUUUUGUGAGGGAAAGUUAAAUCUCUAAAUGAAUUAUGGGACCUAGGUUCCCUGGCAUACCUUCUAAUUUUCCCUCAACUCCUUUCUCCUUUUUAAUGCUCGUAUUGAAUGAAGAAUCAACUUCCACCA
This is a messenger RNA of Macadamia integrifolia, 2950 nucleotides long. RefSeq names its product pentatricopeptide repeat-containing protein At1g09900-like. Bases 447 to 2174 code for a protein of 575 amino acids. The transcript has 2 exons. NCBI's taxonomy places the organism in Eukaryota, Viridiplantae, Streptophyta, Magnoliopsida, Proteales, Proteaceae. Gene Ontology annotation, molecular function: protein binding. The record is from RefSeq and is a predicted model, not a curated record.